AAUAAAUAGAAGCUUGAUACGACUCUUUCUUGUUGGAUUGAUGUCAUAAUUAUAAUCCUUAAUAUUGUUUGGUUUCAAGAAAUUAUCCGUUUCUUUUUUGUUAUUCUUCUACUUUCACAUAAAUAAGCUGUUGAAUUGUUGAGAGUUAUGGAAGAAAAUCUUCCUCCGGGAUUCAGAUUUCACCCGACAGAUGAAGAGCUUAUUACGUAUUAUCUAACAACAAAGGUUUCUAAUAUCAGUUUUACUUCGAAGGCUAUUGUAGAUGUUGAUCUUAACAAGUCUGAACCUUGGGAUCUCCCUGGAAAAGCUUCAAUGGGAGAGAAAGAAUGGUAUUUCUUUAGCUUGAGAGACAGAAAAUAUCCGACGGGACUUCGAACGAAUAGAGCCACAGAAGCUGGCUACUGGAAAACCACGGGGAAGGACAAGGAAAUAUUUCGAGGAGGAGUGCUCGUCGGAAUGAAGAAAACCCUAGUUUUUUACAAGGGUAGAGCUCCCAAGGGUGAAAAAAGUAAUUGGGUUAUGCAUGAAUAUAGACUAGAAAAUAAGCAUCUUUUCAAGCCUACUAAGGAGGAAUGGGUAGUAUGCAGAAUAUUUCAAAAGAGCUCACCAGCAGCCAAAAAACCACAGCAAACAUCAUCUUCACAGCAAUCAUUAGGAUCUCCAUGUGAUACCAAUUCAAUUGCAAAUAAUGAGUUUGGAGAUAUUAAUAUUGAGUUACCAAACCUAAAUAGCAUUGUGAAUUCAUCAUACAAUAAUGGCUUCAAUACCAUCUCAGCCCAAUCAUACAACAAUAAUAUAAAUAUGAACACAAAUUUGAAUAUGAAUUCCUUGAUUCUCAAGGCACUACAGCUGAGAAGCUAUCAACAAAGGGCAGCUAAUGAAUACUCAUUUCUUGCACAAGGGGUUAUCCCUAAUUAUCAGUUAAUUGGAAGUAAUAUUACUGAUUUAACUUCUAAUUUUCAAGCUUCUUCUUCUUCUUCGAAGGUUUUAGAUUCGGUGCCUGAGCAGCAACAGCAGGAGCAACCAUUCAAUUUGGACUCCAUUUGGUAAAGUUGAAUAGUUGAAAUAACUACAAUCUUUUAGUGUGUUCAUCAAAUCCAUGCAAAGAGGGUUUUGUAUAUGCAAAAUGUGAAAUAUUGUUCAAUAAGAUGUUUAGUUAAUUAAGUAAAAUGGAGACAUUUGGAGAAGUUAUUAAAAAUGUCUCAAUAGGUCAUGGAUCUUUAUGUUCAAAUUUUAAGUUGGGUAUUAACUGUAUUUUCAUUCAUGUCCAUGUGACCAAGUACGGCAAAAUCAAAGUCUAUGUAAUUAUGCUGGAGAUUCUAAAUUGAAUCUAGGUUUCUUUAGUUUAUGAUAAUUAUAAUAAUAAAAAGAUUAAUGGUUGAUAA
This is a messenger RNA of Mercurialis annua (annual mercury), 1385 nucleotides long. Its product is annotated as NAC domain-containing protein 100. NCBI's taxonomy places the organism in Eukaryota, Viridiplantae, Streptophyta, Magnoliopsida, Malpighiales, Euphorbiaceae. The transcript is spliced from 3 exons. Bases 148 to 1050 code for a protein of 300 amino acids. The record is from RefSeq and is a predicted model, not a curated record. Gene Ontology annotation, molecular function: DNA binding. Gene Ontology annotation, biological process: regulation of DNA-templated transcription.